Messenger RNA from Penaeus indicus, 531 nucleotides. RefSeq lists its product as uncharacterized. Gene Ontology annotation, cellular component: nucleus. NCBI's taxonomy places the organism in Eukaryota, Metazoa, Arthropoda, Malacostraca, Decapoda, Penaeidae. Gene Ontology annotation, biological process: chromatin remodeling. The record is from RefSeq and is a predicted model, not a curated record. The transcript is spliced from 2 exons. The coding region runs from base 1 to 531 and encodes 176 amino acids.
AUGGGUGUAGUGGCGAGAGAAAAGUAUAUUAACAGCAUAGUGGAGUUUAAAACUGUAUCUGACAGAAUAACGACAAUGAACUUGGGUACUGAAGGGGUGCUACUGAAUGUGAUCAGUCUGUAUGCCUUACAAGUAGGAUGCGAGUUGGAGGAGAAGGAAGAAUUCUGUAACGAAGUAAAGGCAGUGGUUCAGAAAAGGAUAGUUAUGGGAAGGGAAAGCAGUGACCAUGUCGGAGAAGGAAAUAAUGAGCAUGUGAUUGGCAGAUACGGGGAGGGAGAAAGAAUCCUGGAAGGACAUUUGGUUAUAGACUUUGCUAAACGGAUGGAAAUGGCAGUAUCAAACGCCUAUUUUAAGAAAAGAGAAGGACUCAAAGUAACUUACAUGAGUGGGAAUAGGGGUGAGGAGGAAUUUAUGAACGUCGAAAAAGACAAGAGAAAGAAGGCUGAAGGACAGAGAAGUAGGAAAUCAAGAUGCACAAGAGAUCGGCAGAGAGAAGGUAAGGAAGGCCACGAGAAAGAUGUGUCUUUAUAG